GCCCUACUGCAGUGUGUGUGUGUGUGUGUGUGUGUGUGUAUAUAGCAGCGAAAGAGGCGCUGAAACGAGAGGAGGAGUUGCGGCAAGGUCGCUACAGCAUCACACACAGAACAGCUAGCUACCUUUUCCACCAAACCGAAUUAUAACGGACUUCAUUCUAAUUGUCUUUACACGCACAACAGUCGCACUGGAGCUUCACUAAUCACGAGCUGAUCCGGACCUGAGAGCCGAUGCCUUGCGUUAAGACUAGUGUAGCCGUUAAACUCCAUUUGCAUCCGCGUGUUGUGUGUGUGUGUAAAGUCGCAGACGCCCUGACUGUCUGUAUCUGUGAGCGGAAACUACACGAGUCUUUCCGUUUUGUCUGUGCGUGAGUGAGUGUGGACAGCUAAAGCUACGUGUUCAGUGAGAACAGCCGGCAUCCAUCACUGCAUUGUACCGGGGCCCAUUAGUCGGACAAGUCACGCGUUCUCGGUUGGUCAUGUCUGCGCUUUCCAGCCCUGAAUGUGCGGCGCAGCAGGAGACGGACUUCCUGAGGUUGAACGGCGGUAAAGGACCGUCCGGUCCGACUCCGAGUCAGAGUCGCUUUCAGGUCGAUCUGGUGGCUGAAGCAGGGGGUUCUGAUCAAAACACCGCGUGCUCACCGCGACCUGAGGAUGAGAACGCCGGCAGGCUGCGCGGUGAUGAGGCAGCCAACGGAGACGAGGCGAAAGGACGCUUCCGCGUGGUGAACUUCGCCGACGCGAGCGGGGCCCCGAGUCCAGACGCAGUGGCCGGUGACGGCCUGCAGAACGGCGACACGGCGCUGAGUGAAGGCAGCAUUCACUCCUCCACCGGCGGCCAGCAGCACUACCACUACGACACGCACACCAACACGUACUACCUGCGCACGUUCGGGCACAACACCAUCGACGCCGUGCCCAAGAUAGACUUCUACCGACAGACUGCGGCACCACUGGGAGAGAAGCUCAUCAGACCCACCCUGUCUGAACUGCACGAUGAACUGGACAAGGAGCCGUUUGAGGAUGGAUUUGCCAACGGUGACGAGCUGACUCCUGCUGAAGAGGCCGCAGCCAAAGAGGCAGCCGAGCCCAAAGGGGUUGUGAAGUUUGGAUGGGUCAAAGGAGUGCUGGUUCGCUGCAUGUUGAACAUUUGGGGUGUGAUGCUCUUCAUCCGCAUGACAUGGAUCGUGGGCCAGGCUGGAAUUGUGUGCUCUUGCAUCAUCAUUUUCAUGGCAACCGUUGUGACCUCCAUCACAGGCUGCUCCACCUCGGCCAUAGCGACCAACGGUUUUGUGCGAGGAGGAGGGGCAUAUUAUUUAAUAUCUCGAAGUUUAGGCCCUGAGUUUGGUGGCUCUAUUGGCCUUAUCUUUGCGUUUGCCAACGCUGUGGCAGUGGCCAUGUACGUCGUGGGCUUUUCCGAGACAGUCGUGGAGCUACUUCAUGAGUCUAAUCUCAUCAUGCUCGAUCAGAUUAAUGACAUCCGAAUUGUAGGAAUCAUAACAGUCAUCAUCCUCCUCGGGAUCUCUGUGGCAGGCAUGGAGUGGGAGGCUAAGGCUCAGAUCUUUCUGCUGGUUAUCUUAAUCAUUGCCAUCUUCAACUAUUUCAUUGGCACUUUUAUUCCCAUUGAUUCCAAAAAAACAGAAGGAUUCUUCAGCUACGAUUCUGGUAUCCUGCUGGAAAAUUUACUGCCAGACUUUCGAGGUGAAACCUUCUUCUCUGUCUUCGCAAUAUUCUUCCCUGCAGCUACUGGCAUUCUGGCUGGUGCCAACAUCUCUGGGGAUCUUGCAGAUCCACAAAUGGCAAUCCCAAGGGGAACCCUUUUAGCUAUUGUUAUCACCGGCAUCGUCUACGUAGGUGUUGCUGUAAGUGCAGGUGCUUGCAUUGUGAGGGACGCCACAGGUUUCAAGGUCAACGGAACGGCUCCAAACUGCAGUAGUGCUGAAUGUGUGUAUGGUUUUGACUUCUCCUCCUGCAAGAUUUUUAACACAACUGAGUCCGAUUGUAAGUAUGGACUUCACAAUGACUUUCAGAUCAUGAGUGUGGUGUCGGGUUUCGGCCCCCUCAUCACAGCCGGCAUUUUCUCUGCGACCCUCUCCUCUGCCCUGGCCUCUCUGGUCAGUGCCCCCAAAGUGUUCCAGGCUUUAUGCAAGGACAACAUUUAUCCUGGCAUUGCUGGAUUUGGGAAAGGUUAUGGCAAGAACAACGAACCCCUGCGUGGCUACUUCCUCACGUUCGGCAUCGCGCUGGCCUUCAUCCUUAUCGCCGAGCUGAACGUCAUCGCACCAAUCAUUUCUAACUUCUUCCUGGCCUCCUAUGCCCUGAUCAAUUUCUCAGUGUUCCACGCCUCGUUGGCAAACUCUCCCGGAUGGAGGCCCAGCUUUAAGUACUACAACAUGUGGGUGUCUCUGGCUGGAGCUGUGCUGUGCUGUGUAGUUAUGUUCGUCAUCAACUGGUGGGCUGCGCUCCUGACCAACGUCAUCGUCUUAUCCCUCUACAUCUACGUCAACUACAAGAAGCCAGAUGUGAACUGGGGCUCUUCCACUCAGGCGCUGACCUACCACCAGGCACUCACACACAGCCUGCAGCUCUGUGGAGUCGCUGACCACGUGAAAACCUUCAGGCCGCAGUGUUUGGUGAUGACCGGUGCCCCCAACUCUCGGCCUGCUCUGCUGCAUCUCGUCCAUGCGUUCACCAAGAACGUUGGCCUGAUGGUGUGUGGCCAUGUGCGAAUUAGCUCUCGGAGGCCCAACUUUAAGGAGUUGAACAAUGACAUGCUGCGCUACCAGCGCUGGCUUCUCAACAACUGCAAAGCUUUUUACAACCCUGUCAUUGCAGAGGACCUCCGCCUGGGCACCCAGUACCUUCUGCAGGCUGCUGGACUUGGGAGACUGAAACCCAACACACUGGUGCUUGGCUUCAAGAACGACUGGCAGAUUGCAGACAUGAAAGAAACAGAGACUUACGUCAAUAUGAUCCAUGAUGCCUUUGACUUCCAGUAUGGUGUCGUCAUUCUCCGACUGAGAGAAGGACUUGAUAUUUCUCAUAUUCAAGGCCAAGACGAUUCCUCAGGCAUGAAGGAUGUAGUGGUGUCUAUCGACAUGAGCAAAGACUCAGAUGGAGACUCGUCCAAGCUCUCAUCCAAGACCACAAGUGUUCAGAACAGUCCAGCUGUCCAGAAAGAAGAUGAUGAGGAUGGCAAAGCUCCAACACAGCCGCUGUUGAAAAAAGAUAAAGCGAGUCCCACUACACCCCUGAAUAUUGCUGAUCAGAAGCUGCUGGAGGCCAGUCAGCUGUUCCAGAAGAAGCAGGGAAAAGGAACGGUGGAUGUCUGGUGGCUUUUCGACGAUGGUGGUCUCACGCUGCUCAUUCCGUACUUGCUUACCAACAAGAAGAAGUGGAAGGACUGUAAGAUCCGUGUGUUUAUCGGGGGCAAGAUCAACAGGAUCGAUCAUGACCGCAGAUCGAUGGCCACACUGCUCAGCAAGUUCAGGAUAGAUUUCUCUGAUAUCACAGUUCUUGGAGACAUCAGUACAAAACCCAAGGCUGAGAGAUUGGAAGACUUUUCCCAAAUGAUUGAGCCCUAUAAGCUGAGAGAGGACGACAUGGAGCAGGAGGCAGCGGAGAAGCUAAAGGCCGAAGAACCCUGGAGAAUCACAGAUAAUGAGCUGGAGCUUUACAAGGCCAAGAGUAAUCGACAAAUCAGACUGAAUGAGCUUUUGAAGGAACACUCGAGCACAGCCAACCUCAUUGUCAUGAGUAUGCCCUUGGCCAGAAAAGGGGCGGUGUCCAGUGCCCUGUACAUGUCCUGGUUGGACACGCUGUCCAAGGAUCUCCCUCCUAUUCUACUGGUUCGUGGAAACCAUCAGAGCGUCCUCACAUUCUACUCUUAAACAAUUUGAUUAUCACUGAUCCUGUAAAGCACACCUUGAUGACAUGCUGACACUUAACACAAAUGUGCACACACCAACACAAUGAAGGGAGAUUACCUGGGACUGUCAGGUAAUGAGUGUGAUGGACAAGUGGACAAUACAGAACCUGAGCACAUCUUUGGCAAAGUCUUAAUUUUUAUAGCUCAGUGAUGUCUGCCACUGAGAAAUUACGUGGAGACCGAAAAUGAGAACUUUGGAAGUGCUUUAUCCAGGCAUCAGAAAACAAGAUGAGAACCUGUUCAAUGACAUGAGGUCACAGUUUCCUUGGCUCACAGGUAUCUGAGCAUGAAGUACAUAUUGUUCUGAUCACCAAUAGCAUCAUUAGAAACAUCAUAAUAAAUUGUGGAUAUAUAUAUAUUUAUAUUUUGCUUUUUGAUCAGCAAUAAUCACCCUUUGUUCCUUUUUCCUUACUUGGGAUAAAACCAUGCAGAAUGCUUUGCAACACCUUUUACAGCCUUAUAGAUGUGCCUUCCAGUUCAAUCAAAUUAGAUUAUUACUCUUUGCCCUGAUGUGUAUUCAAGUAAAUUUAGAUAUCUUCGAGUAUCUUUCAAAUUGGGUAUUUAAAAUGGUUACAUUUCAGUGAUUUUUUUUUUUUUAAUGCUGGUGUACUAGCAUUGACAUUGGUUUCCACUCCUUAUAAAAAUGUGUUUUUUUUGUUUUUUUUUCUUUUCUGGAAAGGUUUAUUUUUCUCCUGUUGCCUUUUUAUUCUUUUUUUUUCCUUUCUUUUUCAUAUUUCAGGUCUUCCUUUAAACUGUGAACGGGUUUUAUUGUUCUUAGUGUAGUACCCUCCACUAAUCCUGGAUGUGAAUUCAAAUGUACGGUUGUAGAGAACUCUAACCAGAACACUGUAGAACUUGAUCCCUCAAGGAAAGACAACAGCCUAUGGCUUUAAGAUGACAGGUUCUUGACUGAAGGACGUUGUCCCAAAUAGCGGGACAUCAAAGCUGCUAUAAAGUGAUGGACACACAGAACAAUCAACCAAAUAAAAAAAUAACCUCUUGAACAUGCAUACCUAAUUCCACAAUUCUGUAGGUUCUGCUAUCGAGGAGGACUUUGCCUUAAAAGCAGAAGUAAUGAUUGUUAACUUCUAUCUUAUAAGCCAUACUGGCUGGUUGUUUGAUUAUCGGGUAAAUGCAGUUGUAGACAGAUCAAUAGAAUAAAAAUGGAAUGUGUAAAUUCAGUAGUUUUUUUUUUCUCCUUAAUCUGUGUUAAUUUUGUCGUAAAUUCCUCCCAUCGUGUGGGCCAUGUUUUUCAUACAGUCCAGAGUUGUAGCUACAAAGUAAGGCUUUUUAGUGUCCCGCAUCAAUAGCCUUGUUAUAUUACAUAGACAUAAACCAACUCUUCUGUUAAGGUUACAGUGUAAAGUAAUGGACUGUUACAGCAUCCAAUUGUUUUUAGUUACAUUAGCAUAAAUUUUAGGGGCUUCCAUGCCUUGUGCAUUGUAGUUCUUGAGGCCUGUUUUAAGCCAUCCUACAGUUUUCAGAAUGUAUUGAAAAGUUGACUGAGAUAUAAUGAGAAUGUUGUCCACAUGUCUGCGGUGUUGCAUGGGAUGCAGUAGUAGCUCUAUGCAGGUGAACUGAAAUGAGUGCUACUCAUUUCCCAGUCAUUUCUCAUGACACUAAUAGUAAUAAAGUGACUUAUCCAAACUCAGGAUUGGACCCCCCACACACACACACACACUUGCAGUGCUUUUACCAUUUAUUGUUGAUUGUCAAUUACCAUUUACGCUGUUGUCAACGGGACCAGGCGAGAUCGAGAUGGAAGAUACUGAUGUGAAUUCUGUGAUCAGAUUUAGUUAGUGGGGUAUUUUAAAAUAAAAGAAAUUGACUGGGAAGAAAUUGCCUUACAGUGAAAUUCUACAACAAACUAAAGGUUAUUUACAAAAAUUCCUUCUCCUUUCUGCACUUACUGUAGUCUUCAUAAAAUGUGAGAUGUUUCUUUAAAUGUCAUUUGAAUGUAAACACUAAUGCUGACAAGCAUUUGUUUUCUGUCCACACAUUUUAGCAAAGUAUUUUUUUCCAGCUUUUCUCUACCGAGCCACAAGACAUGCUUAAUGAUGUGAUGUGCUUUGUUGGGCACUUAGUACUAUAAAUACUUCAUCUCACCAAUGUUUGUUCAUCACCCAAUGCCAUGUGAGAAGUAUGCCAUGCACAAUUGAAUAUACUCAUAUUUAUAACUCUCUCUCUCUAAAUAUAUAUAUAUAUAUAUACUCUAGUGUGUAAACAGAAUUUGUAUUUAGUAUGUGUCACGUGUACAAUGUACCAAUCACCUACUGUGUGUUUGUACAUAAGUGUGCUAAAUGUAUAGUUACAUGUAGCUGUGGCAGUAGAAGCUACUGUACCAUGGGAUAAUGGGGCACUUCAUAUGUGCCUUUCACAGCUGUUGUGUGCUAGACCUUAUACAUCAAGUGUGUGUGUUUCCAUGUUUCCCAAGUUGCUGCAUUUCUAUCAACCUACUGGUCCAUAUGUGUAGCCAAAGCCCAGUACUUCUCUCUCCAAGAGAGCUGGGAGCCAUGAGAAAUGAUGAAAAGCAGGAGUCCGUAGCUCCUGUCCGUAGCUCCCGAGUCUAGUUCACACUGUUUUUCUGUACUAACUUGUAAAUAUAUUCUGGCCUAACCAGAUAAAUUAGGGGAGUGGAGUAAUAAUGACAAAAUUAAUCUGGAGAAAUUAUUUAUUUUAGUUUAGAUUUCUCCUUUUUGUGUUAAAUUAAUUGCAUGUUGAUUUCGUUUCUUUUUGAUUACUUUUAAAACUUUGUUCUUCCUUUUUUUGUGUCUAUAUUUCUAUCUUUUAUAUGCCUUUUAAAAAACUGCUUUGGCAAGUUGUUGAGUUUUUGCUCAAGCAAAAAGGGUGGAUCUAAUGGAUCAUAGUUGGAAGAGUAAUGUUUUGAUAUAUUGUACUGUUAAUUGUCACAAAUGAUUUUUCUAACAUUUUAACAUUUAAGGUUACCAAUACUUUGUACAUCUUUAUUGCAAUAAAUAAAAAAUCGAAUGUAAACUCGA
Tachysurus vachellii is the source of this 6926-nucleotide messenger RNA. It is a transcript of the gene slc12a2, whose product is annotated as solute carrier family 12 member 2. Gene Ontology annotation, biological process: potassium ion homeostasis; sodium ion transmembrane transport; sodium ion homeostasis. The transcript is spliced from 27 exons. Gene Ontology annotation, cellular component: membrane. Bases 479 to 3889 code for a protein of 1136 amino acids. Lineage: Eukaryota; Metazoa; Chordata; Actinopteri; Siluriformes; Bagridae. Gene Ontology annotation, molecular function: ammonium channel activity; sodium:potassium:chloride symporter activity. The record is from RefSeq and is a predicted model, not a curated record.